AUGGAGGGCCUGGACAGCGGCGUGUUAGAUCCGGGCUGCUUGCGAGCGGCUGCCGUCAACUCAAGCCGAACAAGUGUUUCGGAAACUUGCGUGUCUGCGCGGAUGCAGUCGCUACUGGUCGUGUUCAUUGUGGUGAUGUUUCUGGGAUCGGUGACAGGUAACCUUCUUGUCAUUAUCCUAGUGGCCGCGACCAAGACACUGCACCAUGUGACAUCAGUGUUGAUCAUAAAUUUGGCAAUCAGUGACCUCCUCGUGGGCCUCGGGGUCAUGCCCUUUGUUGCUUUAUCCCUAGUGAAGCCUGGAUGGGCCGAAUGUUUUAACCUUUGUCUGUUUGUGGCCUACACCUCCUCUGUCUACUGCACAGCGUCUGUUCUCACACUGGCUGCCAUCGCUUUAGACCGCUACCACUCCAUCAUGGACUGCCUUCACUACAACUCCCGCUGGACCCUGUGGCGAAAGUGCUUGGUGGUCCUGUGGAUCUGGGUGCAGGCCAUGGCCACCAGUUCUCCCCCGCUGCUGGGCUGGAGCUCAGUGACCUACGUGGCUCCUGUGUACAGCUGCACAGUGGAUUGGGCCAGCAGCCCCAGCUACACUGCCACCGUGACUAUCCUCUCCUACCUCAUGCCCGCCGUCAUUAUCCUCUUCUGCUAUAUGAACAUUGUCAAGGUCGCCCGUAACCAUGUUAGGAGGGUCCGCAGCUUGGAGGCUUCGAUGCAAUGCGGCAAGAAUCCAAAAGCCAUGUUCCAUCCCUCUAUGCAUGACCCCUCUGUACUCGUCUGUCACCUAACUGGUCAAUUUGUGUCUGAGGUUGUACCUGCUCAAUCAGGAUUGGUCGAGGGGGUCUUCUCCUUUUUGUCUACUCCCCAGCGCCCGCAGGACUUCCAACAGCACUAUCAAGGAGUAGCUCGUCUCUUUCGGGUCAUCUUAGCCUUCUUCCUUUGCUGGACCCCUUACAUUGGGAUUGCACUCAUUCAGGCCACAGAAACUGCAAUUUCUCGUCAGAGCACCCUAGUGCCUCCCUGCGCUCUGACAAUUUCCUACUUUCUUGUACUGCUCAAUUCUGACUUUAACCCUUUGAUGUACUCUCUGCUCAGCAAGCGCUUCCAGGCAGCUCUGCAGGCACUGAGCCAGAAGUUAAGAGCUGGAAUAGGGAGCAUUAUCAGCUGGGGAGGCGAGGUAGACACCCGGAGACUCACUACCACACGUCCUGGGAUGACCUCCAGCUCGGACAACUCCCAGUAUUGCUCUCCAAUUUUCACCAUCAGUACCGACUUCAAGCAUCACUCUGGUGUAAAUAUAUGCAAACUGUGUGUCCAUGAAGUGGCCGCUCCAUCCUGUUCCACUUCGCAAGACCCCUGUGUUGAAGACAAGAGGAUUGAGUUCCUGCAGGUUCCCUGUCGAACGCAGGAGGGCGGUAGACUACCGUUUUCUGCUUUGACAAUGGAACCAAAGGCCACUUUUGUCUUUGGCCACAUCACGGUGAAAGUAGAGCAUGCCCCUUCAGAGAACCUGCUUACCACCAAAACAAAUGAUUCAGAGUGUACCCCGCAUACUGCCCAUAGUUAG
This is a messenger RNA of Nerophis lumbriciformis (worm pipefish), 1566 nucleotides long. Lineage: Eukaryota; Metazoa; Chordata; Actinopteri; Syngnathiformes; Syngnathidae. The record is from RefSeq and is a predicted model, not a curated record.